AUGGCAAAAGUGAGGCAUUUGAUUGCCUGUGAAACCCUUGUCGAUGCCGACUUUGCACUUGCCGAGCGCAAUGGAUUUGCAGACGUUGCAUCAGACGGCGCGUCGCGAGGCGGCCAAAAGCUGAGUGAAGCUGCGGCGACCAAGGCCGGCGGCGGCAUCUGCGGAAGGGUACCUGCGUAG
This is a messenger RNA of Pyrenophora tritici-repentis Pt-1C-BFP, 180 nucleotides long. The record is from RefSeq and is a predicted model, not a curated record. NCBI's taxonomy places the organism in Eukaryota, Fungi, Ascomycota, Dothideomycetes, Pleosporales, Pleosporaceae.